GGUUUAAAUAUCAGAUGUCGACCAUCGGAUAUUAAAAGACAUACCCAACUAUCUAACGACGAAGGCUGGUGCAGUUUGAGAUACAAACAGAAUUACGGACGGAAAGACCUCACGUGCGUGUGCAGGUGUGAGAUGCAUGUGACGGUGCGUGAGGUCCGUAUCUCCUCGGAGUCAGAGACUUCCUACUUCCUGCGAGUGGAGUGGAGGGGGCGGGACUUAGGCUCUGGCUUCCUGUUACUGCUGACUGACGGACUGAACGCAUGGAGAGGAGAAGUAUCAGAGGAUGGAGUGAGGGAGGAGGCUGAGGAGUUGGAGAUGCAGACAGAUCGUUACAUCCAGGAUCUCCAGCAGGCCCUGACUGGGACUGAACCCUCCUCUACUGACUACAGCUUCACCUUGACCUAUAACCCCGGCCCAGUGACCAAUAUGACCCUGGCCUACGAGAAGGUGCAGAGGGACAUCUCGUUCCGCCUGGGUUCUGUGUUGCUGUGUAAGAUUCCAGAGCCAGUGGAGGAGGUCAGAGCAUUACUGACUCACGGUCUAGAACGUGGAACCGCACUGCAGAACCACAACCACUUACUAAAGGAGGAGAACCACCGACUCAAACAGGAGCUACAACACAUCAAUGCAGAGUUGCAGCGGUAUGUCAGUGGCAAGGAGACACUUGAGUCAGAGCUGUACUCUCGCUUCAUCCUGGUGCUGAAUGAGAAGAAGGCCAAGAUACGCAGUCUACAGGAGAACCUCACACACCUGCAGGAGACCAGGGAAGAGGGAGAGAGCAGCAGUCCAGGGAAGAGAACGAAAAAGACGACAGGACAGACCAGAGAGGAGGAAGAUGAAUAUGAAGCGAGCACUGAUGAAGACCAGUCCCAGCCUGCCUCUUUAGAACCCACCCAGGGGACGUCACGUAGCCGCAGCCCAUUGGACGACAGUCUGAAUGACAUCACAGAUGUGGCACCCUGCCGUAAACGCCGCUUCCGCCACCUGCAACCUCCUGACACCGUUGCUAAGAGACCGACCCUGGAGCCAGCGCAGAAACAGAGGAGGGAUCCCCUGCCAUCGUCCAGAGCAGCAGCCAAUCAGGACCAGGCUCCCCAGCUCCCUGAUGUCAGUCCUGAUGCUGAGGACCUGUUUGAGGACAUCUGAGUUCUAACCACUCACUCCUCAAUCAAAUUAUUUCUAUCCCUCACUCCUUUUAUCUCUCUCUCCUCCAUCACUUACGUCUGUCACUCUAUCAGCCGGUCCCAACUCUCUUAGAACCCCUUCCCCUAACUAACCCCUUUCAUGUUUGUAAAUCUGAAAGAUCAGGAUAGGUAUAAACAGUGUGGUGAUGGAGCUUCCACCCUAUUCCUUACAGAUCCAAACUUAAAAGUGUAUUAUUGAUAUCAUGAA
This is a messenger RNA of Coregonus clupeaformis (lake whitefish), 1392 nucleotides long. RefSeq names its product X-ray repair complementing defective repair in Chinese hamster cells 4 (gene xrcc4). The transcript is spliced from 8 exons. The record is from RefSeq and is a predicted model, not a curated record. The coding region runs from base 133 to 1146 and encodes 337 amino acids. Gene Ontology annotation, cellular component: nucleus; DNA-dependent protein kinase-DNA ligase 4 complex; DNA ligase IV complex. Gene Ontology annotation, biological process: immunoglobulin V(D)J recombination; positive regulation of ligase activity; response to X-ray. Gene Ontology annotation, molecular function: DNA binding. Lineage: Eukaryota; Metazoa; Chordata; Actinopteri; Salmoniformes; Salmonidae.